Drosophila persimilis is the source of this 2617-nucleotide messenger RNA. RefSeq names its product Krueppel-like factor luna. The record is from RefSeq and is a predicted model, not a curated record. Gene Ontology annotation, molecular function: RNA polymerase II cis-regulatory region sequence-specific DNA binding; DNA-binding transcription factor activity, RNA polymerase II-specific. Gene Ontology annotation, biological process: regulation of transcription by RNA polymerase II. Lineage: Eukaryota; Metazoa; Arthropoda; Insecta; Diptera; Drosophilidae. The transcript has 4 exons. Bases 427 to 2151 code for a protein of 574 amino acids.
UAAUGUGAAAAAGUGCGAAAUCAAAGAAACCCCAAAUGAAAUUAGUUGAGAAGAAAAUUAACAAAAUAAAGUGCGAGAAAGAUAAGUGUGUGUGGAUCCCAUACAGUAUAUAGUAUAUAUCCACAGAUAAUCCACAGACGCGAGUGUCAAAAUGCAGCCCACAGCGGCCCCCGCCAGCGCUGGGAAGCAACAAUCUCUCUGAAAUCAAAAUUCAAUCAAAAAAAUAAUACACAUAACCAUCUGCAUAUACAUAUAGUACAUAGAUCUAUAGCAUAUAGCACAAAGCAUAUAGCAUAUAGCAUAUAGCAAACCUCAACGAGCAGCACUUUGAGCCGCAUUCAAUCAAUCAAUCAAUCAAAACCCUACUGCAACGGCCUCACCACGGAGUCCCUAGAGUUUUUGCGAUUCACCGAAGAGGACUUCGAGAUGGAUAUCCUACCGAGUGGGAAUAUCUUCAGCGAACUGGAGCGCAUCUGCACCACCGGCUACUUCUCGUCGCAGCCCUCCAUUGAGGAUCAAUGGCAACAGACCUGCUACGAGCUGGAGCGCUAUCUGCGGGACGAGCCGAAGUUCGUGAAGAAGAAGCUCCACAGCGAUCUGGACACCUCGGCCUGGGACAUCUUCUCGACGCCCGCCCGCCUGCUCGAGGAGCUGAAGAUCAAGGAGCAGAACCUGGACGCCAUCUCCACGACGUCGUCGGUCUCCUCGAACUGCUCGGGCAUCUCCUGGGACAGCAAUGGCUCGCAGGCGCUCAGCUGCGCCGUCCUGGUCAAGCAGGAGCGCAUCGACGAGGAGGACGAGGAGGGGGGCUGCGACGACAAGCUGGGCGGGCUCUUUGCGGCGCCCCCCUCGGCCAUCUCGCCCAAUCCCAGUAUCAGCAGUGCCAACGGCAACAUGACACCCACCAGCAGCAGCAGCAGCAGCAACAGUCACAUCAGCAGCAGCCCCAUCAUCCGCAGCAGCAGCUCCAGCAGCAGCAGCAGCAGCAGCAGCAGUGGCAUGAGUCAAGUGAGCAGCGGCCUGACUGGGGCCAGCACCAUCACAGUGAGCUCGCCGAGCAGCUCGGCGCCCGGCUUCAAGGUGCGCGUGGUGCAGGCCAAGAGCCAGGUGGGCAACGGGGCGCGGCUGCACCUCGGACACGUGCAGGACUUUGUCCUGCCGACGCUGACGCCGCCCUCCUCGCCAGAGUCCAGCCUGCGGAGCCACAGCAACUACGCGCAACAGAUCGAGGCCAACGAUCUGGCGGUCCUGAUCCAACAGCAGCAGCAGCAGCAACAGAGGCAGCAGCAGCAGCAGCAACAGCAGCAGCAACAACAGCAGCAGCAGCAAGGCAACUCCACACCCGCCACAGCGAUCCUGCGCUUCACCAGCAGCAAUCACCAAAACAAUCCCACAUUGACGCAACUGCAGCAGCAGCAGCAACAGUUGGCCGUCCAGCAUCUGAGCAUAUCGCCGCAGGCCCUCGGCCAGAGCGGCAAUACAGGCGGCGGCAGCAGCAGCAGCAGCAGCAGCAGCCAUUCUCCCCACAGCCAGCCGGGCCAGACGGGCAGCAGCAACAGCAGCUCCAGCAGCAGCUGCCACAAGGACCAGUCCACCCACAGCAACAUUCCGCGCAGCACCAUCGUACGGCUGACCACGGCAAACGGCAAGCCGGGAGCGGCUGGCAUCAGCCUGGCCCGCGUCAUCCAGAUGCAGAACAACGGCAACUCCAACGUGGCAGCCGUGCUCAGUGCAGCCGCCAGCAGCAGCAGCAGCAGCUCGCAUGGAUCCAGCGCGUCGACGGCACAGCAACAAGUGGUGGCGCCACGAGCCGACAAGGCCUCAAACGGUUCUGCCAAAAAUCAUCACCCGCGGCAACAUCACGGCGAUCACAGCCCGGACGCCAAGCGGCGGAUACACAAGUGCCAAUUCCUGGGCUGCAAAAAAGUCUACACGAAGAGCUCGCAUCUGAAGGCCCACCAAAGAACGCACACAGGUGAGAAGCCCUACAAGUGCUCCUGGGACGGCUGCGAGUGGCGCUUCGCGAGGAGCGACGAGCUGACGCGCCACUACCGGAAGCACACCGGGGCCAAGCCGUUCAAGUGCCGCAACUGCGAUCGCUGCUUCUCGAGGUCCGACCACCUGGCCCUCCACAUGAAGCGCCACAUGUGAGGCGAGAUCUAAGCGGGGUCGGAGACGGAGACGGAAACGGAGGACGAAGGACGGAGGAUGGAGGGUGGCAGCACCGCCGGCGGAGUCGGAGUGCAGCCGAAACUGUGUGCCAUCAAGGAACGAUGAAAAAACUGCGUAACGCGUAAUCAAAAUAACAGAGAAUUAAGGAGCAUUUAAGCGGAGAGUAAACGGAGAGAGUAAAGUGGGAGGAAAAUCAAAGAAAGCAUCACAACAAAACAAAACAAAACAAAACAAAACACAACACAAGCACAAAGACGGAAGACGGGAAUCAGAUAUUUGUGUUGCCAUUCAUCAGCGUUAUCGUUAUCGUUUUCGCUUUCGUUGUGGUUAUCGGCUAUCGGUUAUCGGUUAUCGUUAUCAUUGUCCUUAUCAUUAUCGUUUCAAUUGCAAAUUCGAUUUGUUUCAAUGCCUUGUUAAGCGUAAGUCUAAGCCACCCCCCAUACCC